CAGAAAAUUGCAAAAUAAUGCUAUUAUAUUAUCCUUCCAACCUGUCCACCAAUCACGAUCCAAAUAUUUCCUCGACUGGGUCCGGUUCUCUUCCAUUCCCCUCCACGAGUUCAAUAUGAGCGCUCUCUCCAGUGCGAUGUGGAGGACAGUCCUUGGCGACAUUGGUGAGUGAGCGAGUGAAGCCGACCAAAACACUCCCUGAGCCAACCCAAAACCACCACCACAACCGCCGGCCGUACGCCGGGAAAGAUGCCGAUCAGGGAAAUCGCCAUCGUCCGGCCCGAGGACUGCCACCCGGACGCCCUUAAGGCGGCGCUGGCCGAGUUCUUCUCCACCCUCAUCUUCGUGUUCGCUGGUGAGGGCUCUGGCAUGGCCUUCAACAAGCUGACGGACGACGGCUCCACUACCCCCGCCGGUCUCGUCGCCGCCGCGCUCGCCCACGGGUUCGGCCUCUUCGUCGCCGUCUCCGUCAGCUUCAAAAUCUCUGGCGGCCACGUCAACCCCGCCGUCACCUUGGGCGCCUUCGUCGGCGGCAACAUCAGCCUUCUCUGUGGGAUCCUAUACUGGAUCGCCCAGCUCCUCGGGUCCACCGUCGCUUGCUUGCUUCUCAAGUUCGCCACCGGCGGAUUGACCACGUCAGCAUUCUCGCUAUCCUCGGGGGUGAGCGCGUGGAACGCGUUCGUGCUGGAGAUCGUGAUGACUUUCGGGCUGGUGUACACUGUGUACGCCACGGCAUUUGACCCGAAGAGAGGCAAAUUGGAGAUCAUAGCUCCGAUCGCCAUUGGCUUCAUCGUCGGUGCCAAUAUCUUGGCCGGGGGUGCCUUCGACGGGGCGUCGAUGAACCCGGCCGUGUCGUUCGGUCCCGCCCUGGUGAGCUGGAGCUGGGACAACCACUGGGUCUACUGGGCCGGGCCUCUGAUCGGUGGCGGUCUCGCGGGGCUCAUCUACAAGGUCGUCUUCAUCAGCCACACCGGCCACGAGCAGUUGUACACCCCCGACGACUAGAGGAAGUCGGUUGGUCUCUUCACUUUGAAGAGUCUGGACGGCUUUUGCUUCUUCUUUUCUGGUGUAUUUAUUUUCCCUCCAUGUUCUUCGGAGGAACUUUCUUCUGUGUCUCAUCGUUGCUUCGUUUUCGUCAUGACCACCGUUUGUUUCCCCCUUGAAAUGCUCUCUGUGUGAGUCAGUCACUCUAAAGGCAAGGGGGUCCGGAUUUGUCUUA
Molecule: messenger RNA, 1219 nt
Organism: Syzygium oleosum
Lineage: Eukaryota; Viridiplantae; Streptophyta; Magnoliopsida; Myrtales; Myrtaceae
Product: aquaporin TIP1-2-like
Exons: 2
Coding region: 250-1005 (251 amino acids)
Biological process (GO): transmembrane transport; water transport
Cellular component (GO): plant-type vacuole membrane
Molecular function (GO): water channel activity
Source: RefSeq, a predicted model, not a curated record